Uranotaenia lowii is the source of this 5289-nucleotide messenger RNA. RefSeq lists its product as uncharacterized. Gene Ontology annotation, molecular function: zinc ion binding; nucleic acid binding. NCBI's taxonomy places the organism in Eukaryota, Metazoa, Arthropoda, Insecta, Diptera, Culicidae. The record is from RefSeq and is a predicted model, not a curated record. The transcript has a single exon. Bases 1 to 5289 code for a protein of 1762 amino acids. Gene Ontology annotation, biological process: DNA integration.
AUGGCCACGACUGCUACCACGAGUUCUUCGUCGAAGAACCCACCACUGCGGAAUCUCCAAACGAAGGUGAAGGCGUUGAUGGAGAUGUUUAAAUCGAUUACCACUUUUGCGAGCACUUUGGGUGAAGUUACUUCGGUUCAGCAAAUAAACGUUAGAAUGGAUAAGUUAGACGAGCUGUGGGAUCGAAUGAACGACACCUUGAUGGAUGUUGAGAUGCACGAAGAAUACUCAUCGAAGGAAAAUACGUGUUCCAAUAUUAGGCAAGACUUCACUUCCAAAUACUAUAAUGCUAAGGCAUCUAUGUUGGAACGUAUUAAGGAAUUGGAAGCCAGCACCAGCGUCUUACACUCUACCAGAAUCAUGGAUUCAUCGAUGCAACCAACCAUCGAGCACGUCAGGUUGCCGCAGAUAAAACUACAAACCUUUGACGGCAAUAUCGACCAGUGGCUGAGUUUUCGGGACCUCUACCUAUCACUUAUUCACACCAAGGCCGACCUACCGGAAAUAGAGAAAUUUCAUUACCUGAAAGGAUGUCUCGCGGGAGAAGCAAGGGCUCUCAUUGAUCCAUUGUCACUUACAAGGGCAAACUAUCCAGUGGCAUGGGACAUUUUGAUGACCAGGUAUAACGACAGCAAGGUGUUAAAGCGCAGGCAGGUUGGGAACCUGUUCAAACUACCAAAGGUGUCUAAGGAGUCGGCAUCUGACCUACAAACUUUGCUAGAGGGGUUCGAACGCGUCGUACAAACCUUGGAUCAGUUAGUAAAGCCGGAAGAAUACAAGGACCUUCUGUUAUCAGAAAUGUUGUGCUCCAGGUUAGAUCCCAUCACACGCCGUGCGUGGGAAGAGCAUAGCGCCAACCAGAACCAAGACAAGGUGAUAGAUCUGACCCAAUUUCUACAAACCCGUGUGAAAAUAUUAUCGUCGCUCCCAUCGAAGCCGUUCGAAAACAAACAAGAGGUCUUCCAAUGGUCGAAGAAACACGUUUCCCGAACGAGUCACGCUGCAGCUCAGAUGACGGUCGGAAGCUGCAUUGCCUGCCCGGAAUCCCAUUUGCUGUACACAUGCCCUACGUUCCUGAAGUUGAAUGCUUCCGCUCGAGACAAGCUGCUGCGACAAAAUUCCCUCUGUAGAAACUGUUUUCGGCGUGGCCAUCAAGCUUCGGACUGCAGAUCGAACCAGGUUUGUCGUAAAUGCAGAGGAAAACACCAUACGCUAGUCUGCUUUCGCGACGACAGUGCAGGAAACAGCUAUACUCGUCCAUCGCAACCUUUCGCAUCUGCUAUCAACAGUAAUCCAUCCGCAUCAGCAACCACCUCAGCCGUCAAUUCAGGAUCCGUUUCAUCGAACAUGGCAAGAAAUCAUUCCUCAACCGUUCUGCUAGCUACAGCUGUCGUCUUAGUGGAAGACGAUGCAGGAAAGGUGUUCCAGGCAAGAGCUCUAUUGGAUUCGGGCUCUGAGUGCAACUUCAUGACAGAAGGACUCUGCCAGCUUAUGAAGGUGUCUCGAAAACGGUCGAACAUUUCUGUUCUUGGAAUAGGUCAAUCAAAUACCACGGUCAAGCAUCAGGUGUCAGCGGUCGUACGGUCAAGAACAUCGAACUUUUCUCAGCCAAUGGAUUUCUUGUUAUUACCCAAGGUUACCGCGGAUCUGCCGACAACAAACGUGGCAGUCUCUUCGUGGCAAUUCCCGCAGGGCGUGGAACUAGCAGAUCCAGCGUUUUUCAAAUCAACAUCAUUGGAUAUGGUGCUAGGAAUACAGCACUUCUUUGCAUUUUUUCCGAGUCAGACCAAAAUUCCGUUGGGCGAAGGUUUACCCAUGCUGAUUGAAUCAGUGUUUGGCUGGUUGGUGACAGGUUCGGUAGAAAGUCAAGCUUCUUCGUCACGCAUCAUCUGUAAUACGGUUUCCAAGGUGGAUCUGGAUGAACUUCUAACUCGUUUUUGGUCUUGUGAGGAGAUAGGGUCUCCAAACAAUUAUUCCCCGGAAGAGCAACGCUGCGAGGCGCAGUUUGCUCUAACCAAGUGCAGAAGUUCUACUGGGCGAUACACCGUUACACUACCGAAGGACGAGAAGGUGUUGGCAAACAUUGGCGAAUCACGGGAGAUGGCUCUCCGUCGACUUCAAUCCCAGGAACGUAGAUUGGAAAAGGACCCAGAACUACGUCAACACUACCAAGGUUUUAUGGAGGAAUACUUGGAGCUUGGACACAUGCGCAGGGCGAAUGUGGGUCCAGAAAAGCGGUUUUAUCUUCCUCAUCAUCCAGUUAUCAAACAGGCUAGCACAACCACCAAGGUACGAGUUGUGUUCGACGCAUCGGCUAAAAGUAGCAGCGGCAUAUCCCUAAAUGAGGCGUUAUUGGUUGGACCCGUAAUCCAGGACGAGCUUCGUGCUCUCAUACUGCGUAGUCGGAUGAAACAAAUCAUGGUAGUUGCGGAUAUUGAAAAAAUGUUCAGACAGAUCGGAAUUCACGAAGCGGACAUGCCUUGGCAAAGCAUCCUGUGGAGAGCAGACCCUAAAAAGGAGGUGGAAACUUUUGAAUUGGCUACCGUAACGUAUGGUACGAAACCGGCGCCAUUCUUAGCGACCAGAACACUAAAACAACUAGCCACCGACGAACAUCAUCGAUUCCCAGCAGCAUCAAGGGCCUUAGAAGAAGAUGUUUACAUGGACGAUGUAAUCACGGGUACGGAUUUGGAAGAAGAUGCUAUCAAAUUAUGUGGUGAUCUCAUCAAAUUAACCAAUAGUGGUGGCUUUCGUCUAAGGAAGUUUGCAUCUAACUCAACAGCGGCCCUGAGAGAGGUUGAUCCAGAUGAUCAAGCCCUACAGCAAACCGAAGAGAUCAACUUAGACCCAGACCCAGCGGUGAAAACUUUAGGACUUGUAUGGCAGCCACGCACCGAUUAUUUCCGGUUCAAUUUCACCAUUGAAGAAGUUCCCACGGAUGAACGGUUAUCCAAACGAAAGAUCCUGUCAGCUAUUGCUAUGCUGUUUGAUCCUCUAGGACUCGUUGGAGCAGUUACAGCAAGUGCAAAAAUGUUUAUGCAACGUUUGUGGCGUCUACAGGAUGACGGUGGAAGAUUGGGCUGGGAUAACCCAGUGCCGAUUAACGUAGAACAGGAAUGGCGGAAUUUCUAUCGUCAACUACCAGUCCUCAACGAUCUGAAAAUUCAACGAUGUGCAAUCAUUCCUAAUGCAAUUCAGGUGGAAUUACAUUUGUUCUCGGAUGCAUCGGAGCGCGCUUAUGGAGCAUGCGCAUAUAUAAGAAGUGUCGACGUCGAAGGAAAGUUUCUCGUGUGUCUGCUAGCAUCGAAAUCGAAGGUGGCACCGUUAAAAUGCCAAUCUAUUCCGAGACUUGAGCUCUGUGGAGCGCUUUUGGCAGCGGAAUUAUCCAACAAGGUCCGGACAGCAAUAAAACUGGAGCUUGAAAUGCACUUUUGGACGGAUUCAACUUGUGUUCUUCAAUGGUUGAAGGCAAUCCCAGCGACAUGGUCAACAUUCGUUGCCAACCGUGUUGCGAAAAUACAAACACUCACCGAAAACUAUUCAUGGAGACAUGUUCCUGGCUUGCAGAAUCCAGCAGACCUCAUCUCACGCGGUAUGGACCCAGAACAGAUAGAGGGAUGCAAUCUUUGGUGGAAGGGCCCUGAAUGGUUAGGGCAUUAUAAUUUCCCGGAGCAGCCAAGAAGCUUGGAGUCACAAUUAGCCGAAGAGGAAGUUCGACAUUCCGCUCACCCAGCCACCAGUUGUGUAACACAUUUUGGCGACGAGUAUGUGGGAAAAUUCUCGUGCUUUACCCAAAUUAUACGCAGUACCGCUUACUGGAUGCGGCUUAUGCGUAUUCUGAGAAAAUCGGAACCAAACCCUAGCAGUUUACUGACAGUCGAGGAAUUGAAAGAAGCAGAAUUUGUCAUUAUCCGCCGUAUACAACAAGAGUCGUUUCUUGCUGAGUGGAACGCCUUAACUAAAAACGAAGCUGUUCAUCGAGGUUCACCGCUGAGAUGGUUCACCCUGCGAAUAUCGUCGGACGGACUGAUUCGCGUUGGAGGAAGAUUAGGCAGAUCUUUGGAAUCGGAGGAUACGAAGCACCCGAUAGUGUUACCAGCAAGACACCCGUUUACAACGCUGUUAUUUAAACAUUACCACAUCAAACUUCUACACGCUGGUUCGCAAUUAUUACUUAGUACAGUAAGGUUGAAGUAUUGGCCACUUGGAGGCAGAAAUGUUCCGCGACAGGUAGUACAUAAUUGCAUGAAGUGUUUUCGAUCAAAACCAACCCCGAUCGAACAAUUUAUGGGAGAGCUACCUCAAGCACGGGUCACCAUUGCUAGAGCAUUUUUAAGGACAGGUGUUGAUUAUUUUGGACCUGUUUUUAUUCGUCCAGCACCCAGAAAACCGGCGGUGAAGGCUUAUGUAGCAGUUUUUAUCUGCCUUUGUACGAAGGCGGUACAUCUGGAGCUGGUAUCGGAUUUAUCCACGGAACGCUUUAUCCAAGCCUUACGUCGUUUCACGGGUAGAAGAGGACAUUGUUCCGACAUUUUUUCCGACAAUGGAACGAACUUCGUUGGAGCCCGAAAUUACCUAAAAGAAUUGACUAAGCUACUUCGCAGUAAACAACACCAAGAAGCCGUUUCCAAGCAAUGUGCUAACGAUCGUAUUCAAUGGCAUUUCAUCCCACCAGCAGCACCUCACUUCGGAGGACUUUGGGAAGCAGCUGUAAGGUCCGCUAAAAAACAUUUGUUGAAGGUUCUUGGAGAGUUUGCUGUUUCGUUUGAGGACAUGACCACGCUUUUGGUACAGGUAGAAAACUGUCUCAACUCUAGACCAAUAACAGCUUUGACGGAUGAUCCAGAUAACCUCGAACCUCUUACACCGGGACAUUUCCUCAUUGGCGAGCCUUUCCAACAGUUGCCAGAAAGGGAUUACAGCGAGGUGCCCAUUAAUAGGUUGAACAAUAUCCAUGGUUUACAGAAAAGACUUCAACUUUUUUGGGACCGAUGGAGAGUCGAAUAUUUAACACAGCUACAAGGACGUUUCAAGAGAUGGAGAUCGCCGAUAGAAAUCAAGGUUGGACAAUUGGUGAUCAUCAAGGACGAUAAUGUAGCCCCGAGUCGUUGGAAGAUGGGUCGAGUAGAGCAAGUGUAUCCAGGAGCAGAUGGAGUUGUAAGAGUCGUCACAUUGAAGACAGUUACAGGAUCAUCUACGCGACCAGUGGAGAAACUUUGCCUUUUGCCUGCAGCGUAUCAACCAGCUCUCAAUCAAGCAAAUGUCUUGGAAGGUCAAAUCGAUCAGUAG